This is a messenger RNA of Trifolium pratense (red clover), 4849 nucleotides long. RefSeq lists its product as uncharacterized. Lineage: Eukaryota; Viridiplantae; Streptophyta; Magnoliopsida; Fabales; Fabaceae. The transcript has 15 exons. Gene Ontology annotation, biological process: protein phosphorylation; carbohydrate metabolic process. Bases 1 to 4671 code for a protein of 1556 amino acids. The record is from RefSeq and is a predicted model, not a curated record. Gene Ontology annotation, molecular function: ATP binding; protein kinase activity; chitin binding.
AUGUUGUUUCCCAAACAUUUUGCUAUCUUCUUUCUCUUCCUCUCUCUCAUUGCUGCUGCAGACACCACUUCUUGGAUCAGAGCUGGUUAUUACUAUUCUGGCAGUGAAAUUUCAUCUUCAGACAUAAAAUCAACACUCUUCACACACCUCUUAUGUGCUUUUGCUUUUAUAAACUCCACAAAUUACAACAUCUUCAUAAACUCUUCUGAGCAACACAAAUUCUCCACUUUCACCAACACAGUAAAGCUUCAAAAUCCAUCUGUUACAACUCUUCUAUCAAUCUACAAUGGAAGAGAAAACUCUUCACUUUUUGACUCAAUGCUAAACCAAUCUUCUUAUAGAAAAUCUUUCAUUGAUUCUUCCAUUAAUACAGCAAGAAAAUAUGAAUUUCAAGGCAUAGACCUUUGUGGUGUCUUACCAAAACAAGGUAAAGAACUUGCAAAUUUGGCAACCCUUUUAAAGGAAUUGCGAAUCGCGAUAACUUAUGAUGCAAGAAAGACUAAAAAGCCAGAGUUAGUUUUAGUGAUGGCAGGUUAUUAUAUCAAAGCUUCAGAUUCUGUUAGUUACCCUUUUGAAUCAAUGCAGAAGAAUUUAGAUUGGGUUCAUUUUGUUGCAUAUGAUUAUUAUCUUCCUAGAAGGGACAGUGUCACAGGUUUUCAUGCUGCUUUGUAUGGUUUAUCUGGUUGGGAUAAUACUGAUUCUGGUAUCAAAGAGUGGAGAAAAAGAGGGUUUUCUUCUAACAAACUUGUAAUCGGUUUACCUUAUCAUGGAUUUGCAUGGACACCUGUGAAACAAGGUGAAGGUGGUGUUGGAAAAUCAGCUUCUGGACCUGCUAUUACAUUGGAUGGUUCAAUGGCUUAUAAAUUGAUUAAAAGUUAUAUUAGAAGCUUUGGUGAUGGAGUGGUUUCACGUUAUAAUGAUACUUUUGUGGUGAAUUACUUCACAGUUGCAUCCACUACUUGGGUUAAUUUUGAUGAUGUGGAAGUUAUUAAAGAAAAAGUUUCUUAUGCAAAGAAAAAUGGAUUACUUGGUUAUAAUGUUUUCCAAGUUGGGAAUGAUGACAAUUGGGUCCUUUCAAAGGCAGCUUAUGAAGUAGAUGAAGAUCAUCAUAACAGAAAGUUGCUGAUAAUUGUUCUGCUUACUACUUUGACUACUGCACUUCUCUUAGGAAUACUAGUAUUUUGCUACUACCAUCAAGGAACAGUGAGCACUAUUACAAGAAUGAUAUACAAACUGAGGAUAUAUUUAUCAGCAGCUGAAGAAGAUCUCAAUGGAAUUGGUUCUGAUUUAAUAGUAUUUAGUUAUCUCGCAAUUAAAGUAGCAACAGAUAACUUCUCAGAAGAAAAUAAGUUAGGAGAGGGUGGAUUUGGUGCUGUGUACAAGGGAAAAUUACGGAAGGGACAGGAAAUAGCGGUCAAAAGACUAUCAGAAACCUCAAAUCAAGGACUUGAAGAGUUCAAAAAUGAGAUCGCGCUUACAGCAAGACUACAACAUGUGAAUUUAGUUAGACUUUUGGGUUACUGCACAAAAAAGAAUGAGAAGCUUCUCAUCUAUGAAUAUCUCCCAAAUAAAAGCUUAGAUCAUUUUCUCCUAGAUCCAAGCAAAUCAAUUCUUCUAGAUUGGAAGAAGCGUGUGAAUAUCAUCGAAGGGAUUACUCAAGGCCUUCUUUAUCUCCAAGAGUACUCAAAUUUCAUUAUAAUCCACCGAGAUCUUAAAGCUAGUAAUGUUUUAUUAGACCAUGAGAUGAAUCCUAAGAUAUCAGAUUUUGGUAUGGCUAGACUUUUCGGAAGAUAUGAACUUGAAGCAAACACAAGCAGGAUCGUGGGAACAUAUGGAUAUGUACCCCCUGAGUAUGUCAGAAAAGGCAUAUACUCGCCCAAGUAUGAUGUUUAUAGUUUUGGAGUCCUUCUCUUACAAAUCAUAAGUGGAAAGAGAACUUCACGUUAUUAUGGCCCACAUGAAAAUAUGAACCUUUUGGAAUACGCAUAUGUGUUGUGGAUGGAAGGAAGAGGUGCGGAGUUUUUCGACCCUUCAUUAGAUGAUACAACAUCACCUUGCAAAAUAAUGCGAUGUAUGCAGGUAGCUCUUUUGUGUGUUCAAGAGAAGUCAGCGGACAGACCUUCCAUGUUAGAAGUUGAUUCACUGCUCAAGAAUGAAGGUGCAGAUGUUGGUAUACCUAAUGUGCCCGCUUUUUCGAUGAAAAAACAGGAAAAUGAUAAGGGAGAUACUACUUCUAACUCUGAGUUCAAAUUUUCUUCAAUCAAUGAUGUAACAAUAUCUCAGAUGCUAACUUUUCAGCUAUCAGCUAUCAGCUAUCUUAUAGCUUAUGCCCUCUUAUUUUUACCAAAACAGAGCGACAAUACAAUGUUUUCAAAACAUUUUGCUACUAUCUUCUUCCUUGUCUUCCUAUCUCUAACAUCUCACUCUUUUGCAGGAGACACCACUUCCUGGAUCAAAGCAGGUUAUCACUAUUCCGGCAAUGAAAAUUCAGCUUCAACAAUAAAAUCAACACUUUUCACACACCUCUUAUGUGCUUUUGCUUUUAUAAACUCCACAAAUUACAACCUCUUCAUAAACUCUUCUGAGGAACAAAAAUUCUCCACCUUCACCAACACAGUAAAACUCCAAAAUCCGUCUGUUACUACUCUUCUAUCGAUCUACGCAGGAACAGAAAACUCUACAGUUUUCAACUCAAUCAUAAACAAUUCUUCUCACAGGAAAACUUUCAUUGAUUCUUCCAUCAAUACAGCAAGAAAAUAUGAAUUUCAAGGCAUAGAUCUUUGUGGAGUCUUACCAAUGCAGGGUAAAGAACUUGCAAAUUUGGCAACCCUUUUGAAGGAAUUGCGAAUCGCGAUAACUUAUGAUGCAAGAAAGACUAAAAACCCAGAGUUAGUAUUGGUGAUGGCAGGUUAUUAUAUCAAAGCUUCAGAUUCCGUUAGUUACCCUUUUGAAUCAAUGCAGAAGAAUUUGGAUUGGGUUCAUUUUAUUGCAUAUGAUUAUGAUCUUCCUAAAGUGGAGAAUAUUACGGGUUUUCAUGCUGCUUUGUAUGGUUUAUCUGGUUGGGAUAAUACUGAUUCAGGUAUCAAAGAGUGGAGAAAAAGAGGGUUUUCUUCUAACAAACUUGUUAUUGGUUUGCCUUAUCAUGGAUAUGCAUGGACCCUUGCGAAACGAGGUGAAGGUGGUGUUGGAAAACCAGCUUCUGAUCCUGCUGUUACAAUGGAUGGUGCAAUGGGUUAUAAGUUGAUAAAAAGUUAUAUUAGAAGCUUUGGUGAUGGAGUAGUUGCAUGUUAUAAUGAUACUUUUGUGGUGAAUCAUUUCACAGUUGCAUCCACUGAGUGGAUUAAUUUUGAUGAUGUGGAAGCUAUUAAAGAAAAAGUUUCUUAUGCAAAGAAAAAUGGAUUACUUGGUUACAAUGUUUUCCAAGUUGGGAAUGAUGACAAUUGGGUCCUUUCCGAGGCAGCUCACGAAGUAUAUGAAGAUCAUCAUAACAGAAGGUUGCUUAUAGUUGUUCUGCUUACUACUUUGACUACUGCACUUCUCUUAGGAAUACUAGUAUUUUUCUACUACCACCAAGGAACAGUGAGCACUAUUACAAGAAUGAUAUACAAACUGAGGAUAUAUUUAUCAGCAGCUGAAGAAGAUCUCAAUGGAAGUGGUUCUGAUUUAAUAGUAUUUAGUUAUCUCGCAAUUAAAGUAGCAACAGAUAACUUCUCAGAAGAAAAUAAGUUAGGAGAGGGUGGAUUUGGUGCUGUGUACAAGGGAAAAUUACGGAAAGGACAGGAAAUAGCUGUCAAAAGACUGUCAGAAACCUCAAAUCAAGGACUUGAAGAGUUCAAAAAUGAGAUCGCGCUUACAGCAAGACUACAACAUGUGAAUUUAGUUAGACUUUUGGGUUACUGCACAAAAAAGAAUGAGAAGCUUCUCAUCUAUGAAUAUCUCCCAAAUAAAAGCUUAGAUCAUUUUCUCCUAGAUCCAAGCAAAUCAAUUCUUCUAGAUUGGAAGAAGCGUGUGAAUAUCAUCGAAGGGAUUACUCAAGGCCUUCUUUAUCUCCAAGAGUACUCAAAUUUCAUUAUAAUCCACCGCGAUCUUAAAGCUAGUAAUGUUUUAUUAGACCAUGAGAUGAAUCCUAAGAUAUCAGAUUUUGGUAUGGCUAGACUCUUCGGAAGAUAUGAACUUGAAGCAAACACAAGCAGGAUCGUGGGAACAUAUGGGUACGUCCCCCCUGAGUAUGUCAGAAAAGGCAUAUACUCACCCAAGUACGACGUUUAUAGUUUUGGAGUCCUUCUCUUGCAAAUCAUAAGUGGAAAGAGAACUUCACGAUAUUACGGCCUACAUGAAAAUAUGAAUCUUUUAGAAUACGCAUAUGUGCUGUGGAUGGAAGGAAGAGGUGUGGAGUUUUUUGGCCCUUCAUUGGAUGAUUCAAUAUCACAUUGUAAAAUCAUGAGAUGCAUGCAGGUAGCUCUUUUGUGCGUUCAAGAAAACUCAGUAGAUAGACCUUCCAUGUUAGAAAUUGAUUCACUGCUCAAGAAUGAAAGUGCAGAUGUUGGUUCACCCAAAGUACCCGCGUUUUCGAUGAAAAAACAUGACAAUGAUAAGGGAGAUACAACUAACUCCGAGUUCGAAUUUCGUUCAAUCAAUGAUGUUACAAUUUCUCAGAUGGUACCAAGAUAAUAAUGGUGUGGAGCAGGACAUUCUAAUGUUUAGUGUGAUAUCUGGUUUAGGCUUUUUGGAGCAAGAAAAUUUUGAGAAACUUAAGUAAAUUUUACAUUGAGCUUGAAAUGUAUGUAUCUUAAGAAAAGUCUUUUGCUUAAUAAAAGGAGCUUUAUUCAAUAUGCAUAAGUAAAAUAGU